Portunus trituberculatus (swimming crab) is the source of this 4657-nucleotide messenger RNA. RefSeq names its product NADPH oxidase 5-like. The record is from RefSeq and is a predicted model, not a curated record. Gene Ontology annotation, cellular component: plasma membrane; NADPH oxidase complex. Bases 819 to 2918 code for a protein of 699 amino acids. Gene Ontology annotation, biological process: superoxide anion generation; defense response. Lineage: Eukaryota; Metazoa; Arthropoda; Malacostraca; Decapoda; Portunidae. The transcript is spliced from 12 exons. Gene Ontology annotation, molecular function: superoxide-generating NAD(P)H oxidase activity.
CGCCGCGUGGUCAGCUCUUGUGUGUUGGAUUGUUGUGAUUGUGUGUGAAGCGACUGUCUGCGGCAGCACCAAUGCGUCGCACUAAGUGUUGAGUGUGUAGGAAACUACGAGUAACAAGUGUGUGUUGAGUGGAGAAACUGAAACUCUCACUAUCCCCGCUGGAUAUACUCUUGCAGCCUGGCUCACACACGAGAGGGAAAGUGUGCUUUGAGAGACCUCACUCCACAUGCUUGACGCGAAGCCGCCCUCCGUCAGGUGCAGCUGGCAGCCUCGCCGAGCAUGCUGAGGGCUGAGAGUGACCGUUCUUUACACAGGAACACGCUAUGUUUGCAUUACAUCAAGCGAUACGAUUCUGUCUAACGGACGACGACUGUUUAUAAUCAAACCACUGACCAAAACACAAACAGGGACGUGAGGAGUGUAGCAGGUGGAAAAUAGAUAAAAAAUACGAAAAAAAUUCGCGAGAACAGUAUUUAGAAAGUAUCUAAGACACCCAUUAACUAAAGAAAACGUAAACGAACAUCGCGUGAGAAAGAAAACGAAACUAAUAACCACCCAAUGAGAAGAAAGCACAAGUGUUACUGAGUUGUCUGGCCACCGCACCCUCACCGCUUCGUUACCCAGCUCACCUCCUGUCACAUCGCCCCGCCGCCCGUGGAGUGUGGCAUAUGAGCCUCCGCUGGCACCCGACGCUGCAGAAGGGCGGAGCAAGGUCAUGACACACUGACUCUGCCCCGGCCUCUCCCCGCGCCGCACGCACCUAUUACCCGUGCCCUCCCUUCCUCUCCGAUAGCUAAGACUCCGCCAACGCCGCCACGAUGAUGCGAAAGGAAUCAAGAAUACGCUUUUUGGACGUGGUGUUGGACGAGGAGCGGCCGGAGCCGGAGUCUAUCACCACACAAAGCAGCCUGCGCCGCCGCUUGCUGUGGGCCCGAAACAACGCUCCGACACUCGUCUUCACCGCCCUCUUCGUCGGUGUGAAUGCCGCUGUCUUCCUGGCGAGAGCUUACCAGUACCGCCACACCAACAUCCUCGAAAUGGGCGCCCGAGCUUGUGGUCAGUGUCUCAACCUGGACUGUGCGUUGCUGCUUCUCCUUAUCCUGCGCAGGACAGUGACGCGCCUCAGAAGUUCCUCCGUGGGCCACCUGCUGCCCUGCGACCAGCACGUCCACUUCCACAAGAUGGCGGGCUGGACUGUCUUCCUUCUCUCCAUCCUCCACACUCUGUUCCACAUCGCCAACUUUGUGACGCUAGGAGACGUGACGGGCAUCAGCCUCAACGACUACAUGUGGGACACGCGGCUGGGCAUCGGCUGGGUGGCGGGCCUGGCCAACCCCACCGGCGCCGUGCUCAUGAUCCUCCUCACCAUCAUCGUUGCCUUCAGUCACCGCCUCGUCCGGAAAUCUGGCUACUUUGAGAUCUUCUACUGGACACACUUGCUGUCGCUUCCCUUCUGGGUGCUGCUGGUGCUGCACGGACCCAACUUCUGGAAAUGGCUCCUACUGCCGGGCAUCGCCUUCCUGAUGGAGACCGGGCUGAGGGUCUCCCAGGUGUGCACACCCCGAGGACAGACACACAUCCUUGGGGGCACCACGCUUCCCUCUCGGGUGGUCAAGCUGCUCAUCAGACGACCCAAGAACUUCGACUUCCAGCCCGGGGAGUACGUGUACCUAAACGUACCCUCCCUGGCGCGUUACGAGUGGCAUCCCUUCACCAUCUCCUCAGCCCCGGAGUUUGAAGAUUACUUCACGGUGCACGUCCGCUCUGUUGGGGAAUGGACCAGGCGGAUCUACGACAUGUUCAAGGAGGAAGCGAAGGAGGAGAAGGAGGAGAAGCCAGCAGUACAGGAAGGGAAGGACAGUCCUGGCAUGUUCAACCUGGCGUAUUCUUCUGACGAGGAUCUGAGGGAGGACGCCACGCACACUGUCAUUGAGGUGGAAGAGCAGGACACAGGAUCACAGAAGGGCGGCCGCUACAUAAAUAAUUUGCUAGAGUUCAACCGCAAGAUGAGCAUUUACUCCAGACCCGCAGCCCUUCUCAACGUGGAAAUGCAGCGCAAGCCUUCAGUGUCGCCCGCCGCAAUGGAGUCGCGGUGCUCCGGCAGCUUCCUGACCCUAGAACGCAAAAAGUCUUGCAGUUUGUCCAACUUAGCGGCGCUCAAAGCAGACCUGGAAAGCUCAAGACGCGGUGACUCGGGCCAGUCCUCUCUCACGGGCAGCACCUCCAGCCUGGACUCUGUCGGCGAGAACCUCUGCUCCACGCUGGCACGGACUCGCCAGCACUGCUUCCCCAGCCAGAACGCCGCACAGAACCCAGACACAAUGGCUCACCAGCUGCAGCUCCACUCUGCCAUCAAAAAGAAGAUUGAGGUGCACGUGGACGGCCCCUACGGUACGCCCUCCACCAGGAUCUUCACGGUCACGCACGCUGUCCUCAUCGGGGCAGGCAUCGGAGUCACGCCCUUCGCCUCCAUCCUGCAGAGCGUCAUGAUGAGGUAUCGUGCGGCCAAGGCUCCCUGUCCUUAUUGUCAAGUGCCCAGCUGCCUCGCUCUGCCCACCACGCUAAGGAAACUCAGAAAGGUGGACUUCGUGUGGGUGAACCGUGACCUGGGCAGCUUUGAGUGGUUCCUGGAGAUGCUGGCGGCGCUGGAGGAGGAGCAGCGUGUGGUAGGAGCCGCUAUGGAGACCUUCCUUAACCUGCAUCUGUACAAGACUGGCGCCAAUCCUCUCAGCCCGUCCCUGCCCCUCGCCUCCUCCAUCAGGACCGGGAGGCCAGACUGGGAUAAGGUAUUCAGCGGCAUCCGGGAGUCACGCGUGGGCAAGGUGUGUGUGUUCUACUGCGGCCCGCCCUCCCUGGUGAGCGUGCUGCGCGACAAAUGCAUCAAAUAUAAGUUCGAAUUCAAGCGAGAGAUGUUCUGAGGAUAUUUCGUGAAUGGACCCAAGAUCUUAACUUAUUAUUAUCAUUAUUAUUAUUAUUAUUAUUAUUAUUAUUAUUAUUAUUAUUAUUAUUAUGACUAGACCAAGUAGGUACAGAAGUAUCGGGACAGGGUUGGUAUGGCUACGUACUUCCCUUUAUCCCUCGUGUGUGUGUGUGUGUGUGUGUGUGUGUGUGUGUGUGUGUGUGUGUGUGUGUGUGUGUGUGUGUGUGCGUGCACCAAGGUUCAUGUGAUUAUAAUAGUACUGAGGACUUUAGCGUCUGUAUUUAUUGAACACAGUCCAUGGCCUUCUUCUUUUCCCUUUCAUCCAGCACACUCACACAUACACGUUAUACAUGAUAAAGUGAAGUGUAUUGUGUACAUAUAUUAUAUUUUUUAUUCACGUAUCUGUAUUACAUAGCAUACACCACCAUGUAUAUGUGUACUACAAUAUUAAUGUUAAUGAUAUCCCAGUGCUUUCAUAUCUGUUUAAUUUCCUUGAGAGUCAUGACGCAGAUGAUCACAAGUAUUCCAUUGUAUUUUUGUGCCCUAAGCUGUGAUUCCUUGCUGUGUGACGGUAACUUGCUCAGCUCACAUCAUGGUUUGUCUCAUGCAUAUUUCACUACAUUUAUUUGUAUCGCCACGUAUAUUGUAACAUUAGUAUUGCCGUGCUCUGGUGUGACGAGCAUGGCCCACUCACGUGACAGGACCGCGCGAAGUAUUGGAGGCGAAUUGUCAUUCUGUACUGCAUUAUUCUAAGUCACGAUAAAGUUGUUAGGAAUUGAAUUAUUGUCAUCUGAAAUAUCUUUGCUGUUAUAUCAGCAGAUUUAUUUAGUCUUUCAUUUUUUAUCUUAUUUUCUUUUUCUCUCAUAAGGAAUUCUUAUUAUUAUUUUCUUCUUUCUCUGAAGGAAGCCACACUUUAUUUCCUGGUAUGUAUUAGUUUGGAGAAAUGCAAUGUUGUGUUUGUAUGUAUUUAUUUAUGCUACAUGUUUCUUCACACACACACACUGUAGUACUGAACGGCAGCAUGUGUCCCUAAGUAAGCAUCCUCUCAUUUGUACAUUGGACAUUCAUACACAGUUCCAGUUACCUGAAGGAGCAAUGUAGAUAUAUUCGUGAAGCACUAAACCUCAACACACCACGAGGAAACACUUCGGUUCCUCUUGGGGAAAAAAAUCCCAUUCAUUCAUCUAUAUAUUUGAACCAGUGCACAAGAUCAUGUGUAGACUACAGCCGUGACAGCACCCGUGGCCUGCUGCUGUAUCCCCGCCGUCCCCUCUCCCUGAGUCACGGCCGGACAGCGCAGGCAAGGUCCCGUCUCAGGAGACUCGCCAUUGUUCCUAUUGCAUUGAGUUGGCGUCCCCGCUACCUCUUGUACCUUGCUGGCACACGCGACUAGCGGCAUCGCCAUCCUCCCUGACCACACCGCUAGAUUAUCAUUUGAAGAGGUUUUAUGUAGAUUCAUUUUCUGACUGAUAACUGUGUGUGUGUGUGUGUGUGUGUGUGUGUGUGUGUGUGUGUGUGUGUGUGUAUACACGAACAUUCACAGUCAGUGAUGUCACAUUCUAGAAGUGCCCGAAUUUCAACACAUUGCUGCUUUUACACAACUUAUUUAUCUACAUAUACAUGUUGUGUACACGAUUCUUUUUUCUAUGCCGAUACAGGAGUUUUGUUGCUAAUUUUAUUGCCUUCCUUCCCUGCAAGUGUAGAGAGAGAGCUCUAGAAUAAAGAAAUAUUGAUUAA